Molecule: messenger RNA, 5631 nt
Organism: Fimicolochytrium jonesii
Lineage: Eukaryota; Fungi; Chytridiomycota; Chytridiomycetes; Spizellomycetales; Powellomycetaceae
Exons: 11
Coding region: 46-5283 (1745 amino acids)
Biological process (GO): DNA repair
Molecular function (GO): protein serine/threonine kinase activity; protein binding
Source: RefSeq, a predicted model, not a curated record
UUGUUGCGGGAGAGGGGGGAUGCGGGGGUUGUGUGUCGGGGGGCGAUGGUUGGUGUUAUGGCCCGACUGCUCCCGGAUAUGAUCGACAGCACCCCGGAGCGGUUCACCGUCGUCAACGAGUCCAUCGGGUUCCUAGAAACGACCAUCGGAGUCGGCGUAAUGACGGCAGACAUGCAGGCGCGGCGGGCAGAGAUCAUCUCCGAGGUGCUAAUCCACAUGUUUGAACCGACCGGCCCCGCGCAGAUGGCCGGUGUCCCGGAGAUGAUUGCAGGGAACAUUGAGCGGAUGAAAUCGCUCAGUGGGCCCGUUACUGGUGAGGGAUCUGCGACGUCGUGUUGGUCGCAGUUGGUGAGCACGCGGACUGUGCUUAAGGUCAUUGCGCGGCUGUACCCGACGACGCCCGAUGACGGGACCGCGUGUCCGUUCGACACGUCCGCGCUUCAGAUCAUCCUGCAGCGCGCACAUUGCUACAUUGACCGGAGGAGAUUCACCAGCGACAAGCACGCCUUCAUAACGAACGGGUACCGAUUGCUAAUUGCACUGGCCGCCCCCGAAAUGAUGCACCCGUUCUUGUUCAAGAGCGUGUUGCAGAUGCUGUUGAAGGCGAUGAAGGCAAAAGAGAUGUGUGCGGAUGCGGGCGGAAUGUUCUGCUACAUGCACCUUGUGGCCCAGCGGCAUGCCACGCGGCUCGUUGCUUCCACUAUCACCUCGACGGCGCCGGCGUUGGCACAGCUCGUCCUUGACUACAUUACGGCAGGCCACGCGCAAUGCGCCGAGGCCAUGGAACGCGUGCUGGAACGAGUAUGCGUGAUCGCCCGCUCAAUCGACCAGCGCACCGUGCAGCUCGCCAUCCUCCAACUCGACGCCGACAUGCCCAUCGCGCGCCGCUUGGCCCACCGUUUCGCGGUCGAUUUCAGGACAGCGGACCCAAGCGUCGUGAUGCAGUUGAUGGAUCUGCGCGAUUCUACCCCGUUUGCGCAGUUGGCCCGCGUCAAGUACCUGCGCACCGCGCUUGAUCAGAACGGGUUGGCGGCGCAGCUGGGUGCUGCGAGCGGCGGGGCGGAUGUUAAUCACCUUGUUGGGCGGUUGCUGGCUAUGCUGGACACGUCGGCGGGGAACAGGCCGCUGAUUGUAGAGAUUGGACACUGUUUGGGCAAGCUGGCGUGUUUUUUGACGGGGCGGAUUGCAAGAGUGGAUUCGAAAUCGGAGCUGGCGUUGGUCGCCGCGGCGACGGCGGGCGAUGAUGCGGUUAAGCCGGAUGUGGGGCAUUGUGUGGCGCUGUCGUGUCUACAGCGGUACUUGUUUCAUGAGGAGUUCGAGAAGGUGGAUCAGGUCAUUCGGUGUUUGAAGCGGAUUCUGGCGACGCCUGCGGGAGGCGUUGCGUUUGCGAGUUUGCGACCGGAAGUCGCGCAGUAUCUCGACAUCUGCCAUGAUUCAGUGUCUGAGGUCGUUGACGAAUCUUCUCGGGCCUCGUACCCCAAGAUCACCGACAACGCUCUCUGGGAAGCUCUUCAACAUCGCAGCGAUGCCGACCCGACCACCCGCACCGUGAGCGCAGAACAAGCACUUGUGAAUCUAGCAAACGCGAUCCUCUCCUCCUGCCCAACAGACGACAUAUUUCCCCAUCUGCGAUCCGUAUUCGAGAUGAUUCCGGAACUCGGUAGCACGAUGAUGCCGUACAUCCUGCAUGCUGCAUUGCAUCAUGAGAUGACCGUGACCCGCAAGACGAUUAGGAAGCGUGGCGUGGUCUCCUUUCGCGCUAUGUUGUCGAAGAGGAUUCGCGAGAUUGUGGAGGCGCCUGAGGGUGUUGAGGAGGAUGUUCUUGUUGCGAUUUUGCGGGUUCUUGAGUUUUUGCGAACACAACCUCACCCUCUGAGCGUCACGCCCUUUGACAACAACGCCUGGCUCGAUCUUGAUUUCGUCAAUGUAGCAAAAGCCGCAGUUCACUGCAAAUCCUACGCAUCGGCGGUCCUCUUCCUCGAGAUCGCGCAAGAGGUGUCCAAGCGACCAUGGGCGAAAGAGCUCAACAUGACACAAACAUCAUCCGGAGGCGAGCUCACCGCCUGCGACCUCCUCUUUUCCAUCACGCGCUCCAUAGGCGACGCCGACGGAUUCGAUGGCGUCAUGUCAUACGGCGGGUCGCGCAGUCUAGGCGACGGAUCUACAUCGCUUAUCCAGAAAUACGAGCACGACCGCGCGUGGGACAAGAUCCUCAACCUUCGUGAGAUCCAGCUGAAGGUUGGUGCGUUCGACACACCAGCUGUCCGAGCGGGCACUCAGGUGGGGCUGAUGAAGGCGAUGAGUAACUUGGGACUGCAUCAUGUUUUGGCGACGUAUAUUGGCGGUGUGCAGCGGGCGGCGGGGGAUAAGGGUCCGCUGGACCAUGAUAUUCGCGAGCUGCAUUAUGAGAGUAUGUGGCGGAAUGCACAGUGGGGCGAUGUGGCUGGUCAUGCCCAGGGCGAUGUCGGGAUUCAACAAAGACUGUAUGGGAUAAUGAAAGCGGUGCACGAUCAUGACGCACCAGCGGUGGAGUUCUCCGUCUCGUCCGCUUUCUACGACCACCUCAAGAUAAACACCGGCAACACGAUACGAAGCGAUUUCAACCCCUUUCAUCCAUUGCGCUUGCUUGUCAGCUUUGUAGAAGCUGAAGAGGUCUGGAGAAUGGCCUCCGCUGGGUCUGCAUCUGCGCCUCUGGAGUUGUUCGAGAUCUGGGAAACGCGGCUGGAGAACCUGCGUAAGACGCAGAACUUGGCGGAUCUGGACCCCAUACUAGCUUGUCGAACGACGGCAUUGAAUGGGAUCGUUGGAUCCGGCUCCGCCCGCUCGACGAAUGCAAAGGCCGGCGGAAUCAUGGGGGUUCGCCCAGGUCUUGUCCGAGCGCAUUGCUCGCAUCUCCUCAGUGUCAGCAAGAUUGCUCGAAAGGCCAGGAACGCACAAAUGGCUCAGACAGCGAUGGCGCAAUUGGAGAUCAUCCUGAACGAGGACAAGAUGAAGCCGGACGCAUCUGACUUGGUGGACAUCUUUGCCCUCGCCAAAUUAGAGAGUUUGAAGAUUCUCUGGGAGCAAGGGAACAGCGCGUUGACUACCAGGUCGCUGAAGCAUUACAUCGAGGUGCAGAUGGCGACUGAAACGCAGCAGCUCAGCAAGAAGGUCGAGUCGCAGUUGGUAUGCCAGCUCGGUCGCUGGACGGCAGCAACGCGAUACGAGCCUCCCGUGAGCGUCAUGCACCAUCUCGCAACCGCAAUUGACCUUGCUGCGGCUGCAAACGACAUGAAACUCCUCGCAAAGGCUCACUACCAUCUAGCCAAAUUCGCGGAUGACCAAUACCAGGAGCAGCUCCUGAACGAUACCUCCGAUCAGCUGGAAGAGCAUAUCCGGUACAAGGAGCGAGAGGCGAAAGCGUGCGAAGACCUUACGAAACGGAGUGUGGGGAAGGACGCCAGCAAUGCGAAACGCUACACCCAUAUCCGCGAUAAGAUAUUGCUGCAAAUUGAGAUGGACCGCGCGGAAGUCAAUCGGUUUCGUCAGGAUAGGGACACGUUUUUGGAGAAAGCGGUCGCGAAUUACGCGCAAGCUCUAGAGCACGGCAAGGAAAACCUCGAUAUGAGUGUCUUCCGACUUAUCUCCCUGUGGUUCGCCAACAUUCAGAAUAAGGAAAUCAACCACAUUAUCAAGGCCGCAUCGAGGGCCGUCCCUUCGAGUGUCUUCCUGGUACUGCUGUACCAGUUAUCCGCUCGCUUGACCACGUCGCCGUCCGACGACGAAGUCGCAUUCCAGCAUAACCUGCAGCGCAUUCUGCUCAAAAUAACUCGCGAUCACCCUUACCACAGCUUGUACCACAUCAUCGCCUUGAAGAACGGAGGUCAGCUAGGCGCCCCAUCUUCAUCCCGGCGUCAAGAGGAAUCAACUCCCACCAUCAAAGCGGCCGAAGCGGUUUUGCAGCGACUUCGGCGUCCAGAUCAUCUGGGGGACCUGGUGGUGCAAGUCGACCGGCUCUGUAACGCGUACAUCGAACUCGCCUGGAGGAAACCUACAGCGGCACAGCUCAAGGAGUCGAAAGUGCAGCAACUGGAUGCGCGUCUGAAUAUCUACGCUAUAGCCAAAUCUGGGAUCAAUGUCCCCAUCGUGACUUCGGACAACCCUGUAAGGCACGACUGUCGCUACGACGACUUACCGACCAUCCAGGGGUUCAAGGGAACGUUCUGGAUUCCUGGCGGCGUGAAUAUGCCGAAGGUUUUGGAUUGUAUGGGUACCGAUGGGAAGAAGUAUGUGCAGUUGGUGAAAGGAAACGAUGAUCUUCGUCAAGACGCUGUUCUUUCCAAUAUCUUCAACAUCAUGAACGUCCUCUUCAAGAAAGACCUGGAGACGCGGCAGCGGAAUCUCGGUAUCCGCACGUACAAAGUGGUGCCUUUGGCUCCGAGAGUCGGCUUGGUGGAAUGGGUCAGCAACACUGCACCGAUCGGGGAAUUCCUUGUGCGCGCUCAUUCCGGAUACCAUCCUGGCGACUGGAAACCUAAUGAAUGCCGGAGUCGCAUGAUGGACGAACAUAAAAAGGGAUCCACGUCGUCGAAGCUGAACUUGUAUCGUCAGAUCGAGGCCAAUUUCAAACCGGUGUUCAGGCACUUUUUGUUUGAAAAUUUCUCGGAUCCUCUGGAUUGGUUCGAACGACGUCUAGCGUACACAAGAAGUGUAGCCGCAAGCUCCAUAGCGGGAUAUGUCGUGGGUCUCGGUGAUCGGCACGCGCAAAACAUCCUCAUAGACAAGGGCACCGCCGAAGUGAUCCACAUCGAUCUUGGGAUCGCGUUCGACCAGGGAAAGGUCCUCACUGUUCCUGAGCUCGUCCCUUUCCGACUCACACGCGACAUUGUGGACGGCAUGGGCCUUCUCGGCGUCGAAGGCGCCUUCCGGCGCGGAUGCGAAGAGACAAUGAAGGUCCUUCGCAAAGACUCCCAGGCGCUCCUCACCAUCCUAGACGUCUUUCGGUACGACCCAUUAGUUACAUGGACGCUCACCCCACUAGAGCAGCGACGGCGACAGGGCCUUGCCGGCAGCGAGGAGGACGAUCGAUUAGAUGUUCUUGAAUCGGAAGGCCCAAAUGGGACAACCGCUCCGAAUACAAGAGACCGCGGCCAGAAUAAGGAGGCGGAACGGGCGCUGUUUGUGUUGCGCAAGAAGUUAUCGGCGUCAGUUAGUGUCGAGUGCCAGAUCAAUGAGCUGAUUCAGACUGCGAUGGAUCCAAAGAAUUUGUGCCGCAUGUUUCCGGGAUGGCAACCCUGGAUGUGAGCACACACUCCUUCCGAGCCACGACGACCCGUUGUCGUUGCGCCUAGCUCUAGUUGUACAUAUAGAACUUUCUGAUACCGUCCCUGUACAUAAACUAGUCUUUGCACAUAGAAGAGCGCUGCAAUCUCCACACAUUGAAAAUAUAAUCAUAGCCAUACUGCAAUUGCAGCCAGUCUGAAUUCGCGCACGGGAAACCGUCGCUCUUCGAAUGAUCUGACUCGUAGGGCCAACCAAGCAGAAAGCAUUCUGUCUGAGACUGAAACGAAAGGACUCAUCCAGCACCCUUCCGAUACAUUCCACCCCGUGUACUUGAAUCUGGUUCACAUCCCUUGCUAGCUAGCAACUCCA